Thlaspi arvense is the source of this 1467-nucleotide messenger RNA. Lineage: Eukaryota; Viridiplantae; Streptophyta; Magnoliopsida; Brassicales; Brassicaceae. The record is from the annotation of a GenBank genome assembly.
UGCACAUAUGUACCGAUCAACCACCUAAUAUAAAAUUAAAAAAUAAAAUAGGACAGUAAUCGCAACAACAUCCGGUUGCCUUCGACACCACAAACAAAUCCGUCCAAUCACCAAAAGCGAACCGAGAGGGGAAGAAGCAGAAAAGGGACGUCAUAGACACAAAAAAGAAUCGCCUCGCGGUUUAUCGCAACCUCUCGUCUCUUCACUUCCGCCAUUGAAAUGGCUCUGAAGGCUUCACCAGUCGCCGGAUUAUUCCCUUCUCUCCGCCCUACUGCUUCUUCAUCCCCUUCGACUUCUAAUCGCGCUUGUUCCCUCAGGGUACUUCCUCUCCGACCAUCCUUCUUCGGAAACUCCGGUGGAGCUUUGAGAGUAAACGAGCUGAGACUGUCUUGUGCAAAUAGACUGAAGUGCAAUGGUCAUGGUGCUACAAUGAAUCUAUUUGAACGGUUUUCAAGAGUGGUCAAGUCAUAUGCAAAUGCACUUAUAAGCUCCUUCGAAGACCCGGAGAAAAUCCUGGAACAAACUGUCAUUGAAAUGAAUAGUGAUUUGACCAAGAUGCGUCAAGCCACUGCACAGGUUUUAGCAUCACAGAAGCAGUUGGAGAACAAAUAUAAAGCUUCACAGCAAUCUUCUGAUGAUUGGUACAAAAGGGCACAACUUGCUCUUGCAAAAGGCGAUGAAAAUCUUGCACGUGAAGCCCUUAAACGGCGAAAGUCUUUUGCUGACAACGCUACUGCUCUGAAAACUCAACUAGAUCAGCAAAAAGGGGUUGUCGACAAUCUUGUUUCAAAUACAAGGCUCUUGGAGAGUAAGAUACAAGAGGCAAAAGCAAAGAAAGAUACGCUACUUGCACGUGCUCGAACUGCUAAGACUGCAACCAAAGUGCAAGAGAUGAUAGGUACAGUGAAUACAAGCGGUGCUCUUUCAGCUUUUGAAAAAAUGGAGGAGAAAGUGAUGGCUAUGGAGUCUGAAGCAGAUGCACUUACUCAGAUCGGAACUGAUGAACUCGAGGGGAAGUUUCAAAUGCUUGAAACAACAUCCGUGGAUGAUGAUCUUGCAAACUUGAAGAAAGAGUUGUCCGGAAGCUCAAAGAAAGGAGAGCUUCCUCCAGGGAGAAGCACCGUCGCAGCAAGCACAAGAUACCCUUUUAAGGACUCGGAGAUCGAGAACGAGUUAAACGAAUUACGAAGGAAAGCUAACGAGUUCUAGGUAUCGGCUGUUUCUGAGUUAUUUUACUGGCUAAGUUCCUUGUGUAAACUAUUUUCUUUCUUGUAGAAAAAAACACCAAAAGCAUGUUUUUGGGUAAUAAGUAAAUAUUAUCGGCCAUCUUUUCCCCCAUUUAUAUAGUUUGGUUAAAUUGGUUUUCUCAUCAGUUUUAACUGGCUUUGUGUUCGAUUUUUCUUUUGGUACACCUCUAAAAAGGGAGCCUUUUUAUUUUUCAAAUAAGACGAUUGAUUUAGUCUUUAA